AUGGGUGCCGGUCAGUCCACCGAACAUAGUGGAGCAACUCCAGAGGAGCUGAGCUACAUUCUUGCGGAACGUUUCGCAACCAAAUGUUUCACACCAUUAGAGCUUACACAUUUCAAGGACAACUUCUUCUCUCGUGCCGCUGAGCAAGGCGGUCUCAAAUACUGGAAUGAGAAAACAUUAUCUGAUUUCUUGGGUAUUCCCGAUGGCAGUUUCGCUGCCACUCAUGAGAACCCCCUUGAUGCGGGACCGGUUUUGUUCCGCAUGGUGUCGUACCUUGGUGCUUUUCCCUUCCAAAAUACCAUGGCUCCGAGUGUGUUGACAUUUGACGCAAUGGUAAAAGUCGUCGUACUGCUGACCGAGCGUUAUGGCAAGGCUUUACGGCGGGGGCGCAAGGAUCGAGUGAAGUUGUUGUUUGGGAGCCUUGCCGAUGUUGGGAAGAAGGACAUAGGGAAUGGUGGCGAAGACAAGGAUUUGCCUACAGCCGGAGGAGACAGUGCAUCUGAUGUUCAGAACCAUGCGGCUGGCUUCUCAAUUGAUCAACCUGCGAAUGAUGAUUAUGAUGAAGAUGAAGACGACGAUCUUGCCCUUGCUGCGCUGGAGUCGCUUGAUGCAAUCGAAGUGUUCAAACAUGACCAUCGAGUUGAUCAGACAGUUUACGAAACACGGAUUUCUAUUGAUACAUUCCGGCGGCUAUUGAUGCUGUUGCUCGUUAUUGCACCUUUGAAGCCCUUGGAGUCCGUGAAAACAUAUACCUCGGAUUUUGGCCCUGAACGUAUUGAUGCGAUCCAAAGCGAGGCGGAUAGUAUCAUCGGGGCGUUCUCUCCAGAAGAGACCGACGGGGGCAUCUCAUAUCGGGCCUUUGCCAGAACGGUCACAUCAUCACUGCCGUAUCUAUUUGAUCCUUUGACGGCCUUGUUUGAACAUCUUCUUUUUAGUAAGAAUCUGAAUCUCUCUCGAAAACAACGUGAAGAAGCAGCCGCAGAAGAAGAAACGGUCGAGAAAUCCGAGGAGAUCCCUCCCCCAUCCCCGAUCAUGCUCCCUGGCAGCUUUGAGUCGAACAUUCUGACCCCGACACUCAUGUCCCACUUGUCAUUCUUCCUACCCUCUGCGUCACCGUCUUUUAAUCUCUUUCGCGGUGGCGUUCGUCUCCAUCCUGUCUUCUCCACGGCCGCCCAUGGCUCCUCGCUCACCUCCUUCGCUCACCACGUCCUGACCUGGCAAUCUGCGACUCUCCUCAUUCUACAGGGAGUAGUGGAAGGCUCCUCUGAGGACCAAGUAACAAUAGGUGCAUACCUCCCACAGUCCUGGAAAUCCCCCUCGUCGUCCAGUAGCACCUCGAAUCAUUCCUCCAGCACUUUACCCUACCUCUUCCAACUAUCUCCAUCACACCAAGUACUUCAGGGCAACACCUCACCCUCUGUUACCCAGAAGUCAAACCUCCCCACCGCCUGGUUCUCUAAUCACUCUGGCAUUGCAAUUGGAUGUCAAAUCCCUCCCUCCUCCCGCAUCCACCACGCCCAUCCAAGUCCCCACGGCGCAGGCAGUCUACUUAUCGAUGUCAAUCUCGAAUCAGCCGAGCUCCACAUUGAGCCAGUCGGUCGCGAUGGCGUAUUUUUACCCCCUGGCACUGCAUCUUCCAAUGAGAAAGCGACUAAAACCCGACUGGACUUGUAUAGUCUUGAAAUUUGGGGUGUAGUCCCAGAUCCAGAGAUGGCGUCUUCUUCUGAUUCAAACUUGAAUGCUGUUGAUGCACAGCGUGCGAAGUGGGAGUUUGAGGCGCGUGAGGCGGAGAGAAGACGCAAUGUAAACCUUAAGGGUGGAGCUGGGGAUUCAGCGAAGGAGAGUGCCCGGUGGCUUCUGGAGACAGCUGGGAUCAUUGGAGACGAAGGGCAACGGUAUGGGAAUUCGUAG
This is a messenger RNA of Penicillium verhagenii, 1911 nucleotides long. RefSeq lists its product as uncharacterized. The transcript has 2 exons. The record is from RefSeq and is a predicted model, not a curated record. NCBI's taxonomy places the organism in Eukaryota, Fungi, Ascomycota, Eurotiomycetes, Eurotiales, Aspergillaceae. The coding region runs from base 1 to 1911 and encodes 636 amino acids.